GGCAGUCGGAAGUUGCCUGAGCAGAGCCCAGCCGGCCGGCCCGACUGGCCUUCGUCGUCCCCGAGCGCCUUGGGCGAGUCACUGACUGGUGAACAGACUGACCUCCUGAGGUCGGCUGGCAGGGCCAGUAAAAGCGCAGGCCCUAUGGCGCGGGUCGCGUGAGGGGAAGGCCAAGUGCGGCCGGCGGCAGCGGCGCCCGCCCCAGCGAUGCGGGCCCCGCCCGUCGCCUCAGGUGUCAGUUGGAUAGUCCUUUAGUGGCACGAUGUACUCUGAGUGGAGGUCACUGCAUCUGGUGAUUCAGAAUGAUCAGGGCCAUACCAGUGUGCUUCACAGCUAUCCAGAGAGUGUUGGUCGAGAGGUGGCGAAUGCAGUUGUCCGUCCUCUCGGUCAAGCAUUAGGUACCCCUUCGGUGGCUGCUAGUGAAAGUUUGUUAAAAACUGACAAAGAAGUAAAAUGGACCAUGGAAGUAAUUUGCUAUGGACUGACGCUUCCACUGGAUGGAGAGACUGUAAAAUAUUGUGUUGAUGUGUAUACAGACUGGAUUAUGGCUUUAGUGUUGCCAAAAGAUUCUAUUCCAUUACCAGUUAUUAAAGAGCCUAAUCUAUAUGUUCAAAGCAUACUAAAACACCUCCAAAAUCUUUUUGUACCUAGACAGGAACAGGGCUCCAGUCAGAUCCGACUAUGCUUACAGGUCCUUAGAGCCAUUCAGAAACUGGCUCGUGAGUCAUCCAUCAUGGCCCGAGAAACCUGGGAAGUCUUAUUGUUGUUUCUUCUGCAGAUUAAUGACAUACUUCUGGCCCCACCAACUGUUCAAGGUGGCAUUGCUGAGAAUCUAGCAGAGAAGUUGAUUGGUGUUCUCUUUGAGGUUUGGUUACUGGCUUGUACCCGGUGCUUCCCAACACCUCCUUACUGGAAGACUGCCAAGGAGAUGGUGGCUAACUGGAGGCACCACCCAGCAGUGGUGGAGCAGUGGAGCAAGGUCAUCUGUGCGCUCACUUCCAGAUUGCUACGUUUUACAUAUGGUCCCUCAUUUCCUCCAUUUAAAGUUCCCGAUGAAGAUGCCAGUCUGAUCCCUCCAGAAAUGGAUAAUGAGUGUGUUGCACAGACAUGGUUUCGCUUUUUACAUAUGUUAAGUAAUCCCGUGGAUUUGAGUAACCCAGCCAUUAUAAGCUCUACUCCCAAAUUUCAGGAACAGUUCUUGAAUGUGAGCGGAAUGCCACAAGAAUUGAAUCAGUAUCCCUGCCUUAAACACCUGCCUCAAAUAUUUUUUCGUGCCAUGAGAGGAAUCAGCUGCCUGGUGGAUGCAUUCUUAGGCAUUUCUAGACCCAGACCAGACAGUGCUCCCCCUACACCUGUAAAUAGAUUGAGUAUGCCUCAGAGUACUGCUGUGAACACCACCCCACCACAUAACCGGAGGCACCGGGCUGUUACUGUGAAUAAGGCCACCAUGAAGACAAGCACAGUUAGUACUGCUCAUGCCUCGAAAGUUCAGCACCAGACAUCCUCUACUUCUCCUCUGUCAAGCCCAAAUCAGACUAGUUCAGAACCCCGGCCACUGCCUGCACCUCGGAGACCAAAGGUUAACAGCAUCUUGAAUCUCUUUGGAUCAUGGUUAUUUGAUGCAGCAUUUGUUCACUGUAAACUUCAUAAUGGGAUAAACAGAGACAGCAGCAUGACUGCCAUUACAACACAAGCUAGCAUGGAGUUUCGACGGAAAGGGUCACAAAUGUCCACAGACACCAUGGUUUCCAAUCCUAUGUUUGAUGCAAGUGAAUUUCCUGAUAACUAUGAAGCAGGAAGAGCUGAGGCUUGUGGGACACUAUGUAGGAUUUUUUGUAGCAAGAAGACUGGAGAAGAGAUUCUGCCAGCUUAUUUAUCCAGAUUUUACAUGCUUUUAAUUCAAGGUUUGCAGAUAAAUGAUUAUGUGUGCCAUCCUGUCUUGGCCAGCGUUAUUCUAAACUCCCCUCCUUUGUUCUGCUGUGACUUGAAAGGGAUUGAUGUUGUGGUUCCUUACUUUAUUUCAGCUCUUGAAACCAUUUUGCCUGACAGAGAACUUUCAAAAUUCAAAAGCUAUGUAAAUCCAACAGAGUUGAGAAGAUCCUCCAUUAAUAUCCUACUUUCUUUGUUGCCCCUCCCUCAUCAUUUUGGCACAGUCAAAUCUGAGGUGGUCCUGGAAGGAAAGUUUAGUAACGAUGACAGCUCUUCUUAUGAUAAACCAAUAACUUUUCUGUCCUUGAAGUUGAGACUUGUGAAUAUACUAAUAGGUGCCUUGCAAACAGAAACGGACCCCAACAACACUCAAAUGAUACUAGGGGCAAUGCUAAAUAUUGUUCAAGAUUCAGCACUUUUAGAAGCCAUUGGUUGCCAAAUGGAGAUGGGUGGUGGAGAAAAUAAUCUGAAGAGUCAUAGUCGCACUAAUAGUGGUGUUAGUUCAGCAAGUGGAGGAAGCACGGAGCCUACCACCCCUGAUAGUGAGAGACCUGCUCAGGCUCUCCUAAGGGAUUAUGCUCUUAAUACAGAUUCCGCUGCUGGACUCCUGAUUCGCAGCAUUCAUCUCGUCACCCAAAGACUCAACUCUCAGUGGCGGCAAGACAUGAGCAUAUCACUAGCAGCUCUCGAACUCCUCUCCGGCCUGGCAAAGGUGAAAGUGGUGGUUGACUCAGGAGACCGGAAGCGAGCCAUCAGUUCUGUGUGCAGCUACAUUGUAUACCAGUGUAGUCGACCAGCUCCUCUUCACUCCCGGGACCUGCACUCCAUGAUAGUGGCAGCUUUUCAGUGUCUUUGUGUCUGGUUGACAGAGCACCCUGAUAUGCUUGAUGAAAAAGACUGCCUGAAGGAAGUUCUAGAGAUUGUGGAAUUGGGUAUCUCAGGAAGUAAGUCCAAGAACAGUGAGCAAGAGGUCAAGUACAAAGGAGAUAAAGAGCCAAACCCCGCCUCUAUGAGGGUAAAGGAUGCUGCUGAAGCCACCUUGACAUGUAUUAUGCAGUUGCUUGGCGCUUUUCCUUCACCCAGUGGUCCUGCCUCUCCUUGUAGUCUGGUGAAUGAGACCACUCUGAUUAAAUACUCCAGGCUGCCAACCAUAAACAAGCACAGUUUCCGGUACUUUGUCUUGGAUAACAGUGUCAUCCUGGCAAUGCUGGAGCAACCUCUUGGAAAUGAGCAGAAUGAUUUUUUCCCUUCUGUCACUGUGCUGGUCCGGGGAAUGUCUGGAAGACUUGCUUGGGCACAGCAGCUUUGCCUUUUACCAAGAGGAGCAAAAGCAAAUCAGAAGGUACCCAUCAGAACUUACAGGGAACUUUUUGUGCCUGAGCCUCGCCCAGUUCCUAAAAAUGAUGUUGGUUUUAAGUAUACUGUGAAACAUCGACCAUUUCCUGAAGAGGUGGACAAGAUUCCUUUUGUGAAAGCAGAUCUCAGCAUUCCAGAUUUGCAUGAGAUUGUCACUGAAGAAUUAGAAGAGAAACAUGAAAAAUUAAGGAGUGGCAUGGCCCAGCAGAUUGCUUAUGAAAUACACCUCGAGCAACAGAGUGAGGAGGAAUUGCAGAAGAGAAGUUUUCCUGACCCUGUUACGGAUUGCAAGCCCCCACCUCCUGCACAGGAAUUCCAAACAGCCCGCCUUUUCCUCUCACACUUUGGAUUUUUGUCCUUAGAAGCAUUGAAGGAACCUGCAAAUAGUCGUCUACCUCCUCACCUUAUUGCACUUGAUUCCACAAUACCAGGAUUUUUUGAUGAUAUUGGAUAUCUGGAUCUCUUGCCAUGUCGUCCUUUCGACACAGUUUUUAUUUUCUACAUGAAGCCGGGUCAGAAAACAAACCAAGAGAUUUUAAAGAAUGUGGAAUCUUCCAGAAAUGUUCAACCACAUUUCCUAGAAUUUUUGCUCUCCCUUGGCUGGUCAGUAGAUGUUGGCAGACACCCUGGCUGGACUGGGCAUGUUUCUAGCAGUUGGUCAAUCAACAGUUUCGAUGAUGGUGAAGGAUCUGAACAAGAUGAAGUGAGUUCCUCUGAAGAUGUUGGUGCUAGCAUUUUCAAUGGACAGAAGAAGGUGCUGUAUUAUGCUGAUGCCCUUACAGAAAUAGCUUUUGUGGUUCCUUCUCCUGUGGAGUCCUUAACUGAUUCUUUGGAAAGUAACAUCUCAGAUCAAGACAGUGAUUCAAAUAUGGAUCUUAUGCCAGGAAUUCUGAAACAGCCAUCCCUGACACUUGAGCUUUUCCCCAAUCAUACAGACAAUCUGAAUUCUUCACAGAGGCUCAGUCCCAGUUCCAGAAUGAAGAAGCUGCCUCAGGGCCGCCCUGUGCCUCCCCUCGGACCUGAAACAAGAGUUUCCGUAGUCUGGGUGGAGCGCUAUGAUGAUAUAGAAAACUUUCCCCUUUCAGAUCUGAUGGCAGAAAUCAGUACUGGUGUAGAAACUACUGCAAAUAGUAGCACCUCGCUGAGGUCUACAACUCUUGAAAAAGAAGUUCCUGUCAUCUUCAUCCACCCUCUAAACACUGGAUUAUUUCGAAUAAAAAUUCAAGGAGCCACUGGAAAAUUUAACAUGGUCAUCCCUCUCGUGGACGGGAUGAUAGUCAGCAGGCGCGCACUCGGCUUUCUGGUGAGGCAGACUGUAAUUAACAUUUGCAGAAGAAAGAGACUGGAGAGUGACUCCUACAGUCCACCACACGUUCGCCGGAAACAGAAGAUCACUGACAUUGUCAACAAGUACCGAAAUAAGCAGCUGGAGCCAGAGUUUUAUACUGCGCUUUUCCAGGAGGUUGGACUCAAGAGCUGCGGUUCUUAGAGCACUGUUGGUCUGUCUAGGACUGUUGAGCUUCAGUUUGGGACUGUAAUUUCAAAGCAAACACGUUUGAUAGGUGAUCACUGUAAAAAUAAAACAAAUCACUCCCCAAGAGCUCACUGUUUAAUCACCAGACUAGCUGAAACACAUUACAGACCCAUUUGAUAGAAGACUUUGGGCUUUCUAGUAAAAUGGGCUCCCAGACACAAUCGUAUUCCUUCCAGUAGUGAUGAUAAACAUUUUAGCCAUCAACUUUUUUCUUAAAAGGACAGUUUUACUUAACUAAGCCUUUUGCAGAGGAAGGCUUUAUGCAUCUCAGUUAAACACAUGCAUUGUGCAAAUUAGAAGUCGAAGAUAGUUGUACCUCACUUUUUAGGAGGUUGUAUUCAAAAUUAACAUCUGUCUGGGAAUGUCCCAGGACAUUUAAAGACUCAUGUUGACAGUGUAGAGGAGAAGGAAGAAGUCAGCCUUCUGCUCACUUGUAGGUCUGUUUUUCAUCCAGCUGUCAAAAUUACAAAAAGAAAAGAACAUAGGUCUUUUUUUGCUCAGAUAAAGAAUCAUUUUUCUCCACAUUUUAAAGGGUCGUUCUCAUCACUGCACAGAUCUGUCUCGGUUUCUGAACCACCCAGGAACAGGGCUAAACUGCAGGCAUGUCCUGUAAUAGGCACACAAAUUAAGUUUAUGGAAUUAAAAGUUGUAAGAUAGCAGUGAUGCCUCCCCUGACUGCUGUCAUCCAGCUCGGUGACAUAGUGUCAGGUUCAGCAUUUGGCAUUCCUUGAGUAAACAUCAAGAAAUGUAAAUUCACAACAGGGUUGAAAAUUACUUGGUUUCACUCAUUGUCUCUUGUUACAGCACCAAGCAGCCAGCUACUAUAGUUUAUGAAGGAUUCUAUUUGGGGUUCAGAAAGUAGCCUCCCAGUGUUCCUAAUGCAGCCCUCCCAGAGAGCAUCUGGAUUUCAGUGUGAUUGACAGCCACAAGUGAGCACCUCCUUGCGUAGCUGCUGUUAGGAUUGGCUGCUGCUGUCGUGUUUCCUGGACUCCUCCAGCUGAAGGCACAACAAGUCCCUGCCAGGGUUUUGGAAAUACUUCUGUUACCUCGCUGCUACUUUUCGCCAGGGAUAAAGCUUUGGAGGUGGCCAGACUCAGAACAGUCCAUGAGGAUUCCUGUUACAGUGCUGCCAUGGACAGCCACUGCUUGUUUCUCCUGGUCUUACGUGCUUUCUUCUUUAGUAAAAUUCUUUUAUGUUAAGAAAUCAAGUGACACUGAAGUCCAAAGAGAAGUGAUCGGAGCUGUUUAAGGGAUGUUUUCCUACUUGAACUCUGAUGUCAGUAGAUUCUGUAGAUGAGAGCUGUAAUAGUCCGGUGUGAUGUUUUGGUAGUUCACUUAGGGAUGGGAGCUAGUGUAGGACCUGAUUCCCUGUGCAGAUCUCUCUUCCAGAAGUCUGUAUCUUCAUGUGUGAGCAAGAAAUGUGGGUGUAGCAACCUUGCUUUUAAGUUUGCCACACCCUUUUCUUCAUGUUUGUUUUAAGCUCAGGUAAAGAUAAUCCUCUGCUCCUCCUCCUCCUGUGACUCUAGUUUCCAUUCAGGGUAUAAUAUCACUCAAUAAUCGAUUCCCCGCUCGGCAAUAAAUGGACGUUUGCAGAUGGUAGCGUGGGAGAGGAUGUCUGAUAAAGAUGGGUGAGCUCUGCCCUACAAGGGUUCUCAUGGCUCAGCAGGAGUAAGGAGAGCUGACCUCCCAGAAAUUCCAGGUUGACGUUUCAAGGGGAAAAUGAGCCCUUGUUCCAGUUGGAGUGAACAAAGAAGGCUGUAAAUUGAUGUGCAACUUAGAACAUUCCAGAGGUUAAAGAUAACUGAUGUAGAUAUACUUGCUCAGUGUGUUCUUUGGAUAAAACUUUCACCUUUGACAUAGGUUUGAUGUCAGAAAAAUGUACAAUAUGUGUGUGUUGGGGAUGGGCUUCCUGAUUGUUCAGUUAGCUCUUGGAGAAGUGAAGAACUACACUGAAAGUGGUUAGUGAUCUGGGAGACUAUGGUCUUCCAGGGAAGGAGGGCUGCGGCCCGUGAAGGCACGAACCCCGCAGUGGAAUGUGAUGUACGCAUACCUUGCCAGGCACCGGUUCCUUCUCAAAUAUGCCUACCCCAAAAGGGAGUAUGAUGAGACCCUUGAAGCUUUUCCCCAAUAUGGGUGUAAGUUCUUGGUCACUAAGUUCCCCAGCUGCUUGUGUUGCAAGUCAUCUUGAAGAAAGCAAUGCUGGAAGAACAUAUUUAGUCCCUAAUAAUCUUUAGUAUCUGCUUGACAGUUUGGCCAGCAAAUGCUCAUUAGCCUUUGAGGGGAAGGCGGGAUCACUUGGUCUGUGACUUAAACAGGUUGCUACCUGGGCUGGGGGAUGGGGGGGCAUCCCUCCUGUUCCCCUUUUCAUUAGUGGGGGUGGGGUUUUCCUUUGACUGCUAGCCCUGAGAACUGUGAGGAGGCCUUCUUAACCCUUUGCUUGUUUAGCCAGCUCGUCCUUUUUUCCAGAGCUCCCGGCCUAGUCUUCCUCCUGCCCUUGCACCCUUUGAGAGGCAGGAUUCUGUGGUGAGUUGACCGCCUCCCUUCUCUGGCUGUGACACACACGUGCACUACACAUACACAUGCACGAGCAUUUUCCUCCAGCCCCAGCUCCUCUACUGCAGGGCAGCCCAUUCCCUUCUGGACUCACUUAGAAGCGAAAAGUCCCUACACCUUUGCCAGGAGUGUCAGUCACCCACAGAUUGUACAUGGGAGGCCUUUGUGAAUGGUUCCUUCUGCCUAGGCUGGGCGCAUUGGCCAGCGUCCGCAGACAGUUCUAGAGAGAGGCACUGCCUUCAAGAGCUGACGUUGCACCUCCGCUUCUUGUGCUGGGUGGAACUCAAUAACGCGUCCCGUGGUGCGUGGGGAACACGUGUGAGACGUGAUUGGACGCUUCUGCUGCCCUCGAGUCUCCAUUCAGCAUUUUCAGACCAUUCAGGGGAUAGCUUGCUAACGGGAAUGGAUGAAAGGCUCCCUGGAGGCAGGUGGUCUGCUGAGCUGGAGACUGGAGGUGACCCCGCCACACAGUGUGGGAUCGAGCUGGCUUCCUCAGUAGCUAAAGAAGCUGUGGACUGUGGACUGUUGGUCUCAGAAUGUCAGCUCACGCUCUUCAGACUUCUUUCUUUAGUGGCAAGGGAAGAGGUGUAAUUUGGGAUUCCACAGUGCCUUGCAUAUAGUAGGCGCCCAAUAAAUACUUGUUGAAACAAAACCAAGUUUCCCAAGUCCUCUUGCAGUGACCAAGACAUCUUUCUCCUCUGAAGGGCUUGGCAGUUGUGGCUAAAAAUAAGCAGUAUCAUGAUUUGCUUGAAAUUCUAUAUACAGUUUGUAUGAAUUUCAGUGUGUUGCCAAGACAUGAUCUUUUCCUAUUGUAUUUUCUGUAAAUAUUUCUGGCACUGAACUGUAAAGGCAAACUGUAAAUACGACGGCGCCCCACGCCCCCUCGCCUCCUGUGUUUGAUCUUCGUCAGUUAGGGAAGAGGGUCCAGAGGUGUGUUUGUAUUUAUGCCCAUCCUUGGUCCAGAAAAAAACCCAUGGAAUAUUGAAUGUAACACAUUUAGUCAAUUAAAUUUUAAGGAGAUUCUUA
Molecule: messenger RNA, 8398 nt
Organism: Lepus europaeus (European hare)
Lineage: Eukaryota; Metazoa; Chordata; Mammalia; Lagomorpha; Leporidae
Gene: RALGAPB
Product: Ral GTPase activating protein non-catalytic subunit beta
Exons: 30
Coding region: 263-4774 (1503 amino acids)
Biological process (GO): regulation of small GTPase mediated signal transduction; activation of GTPase activity
Molecular function (GO): GTPase activator activity
Source: RefSeq, a predicted model, not a curated record